CACCGCAGGGCGCGGUCGAUUACAAAUGAGGCCAUCCGAUAUAAAGACGGUGUGAGGCUUCGACAGAAGCAAACAAGUCCAAUUCCCAUCCAGAGUACAUUUUGAACCGUUAUAACUCUGAUUCGUCGAACCGAACGCACACAAAUUACAAUGGCUCAAGUCACGCUCUACGAUAUCCCCACUCGAGAGCCGAGGAAGGGCUGGUCAUUGAACCCGUGGAAACCUCGCAUGGUUUUGAAUUACAAGGGAAUUGAUUACAAGACGGAAUGGACCGAGUAUCCGGACAUUGAUGGCAAAUUCAGAUCUUUUGGCAUCACACCACAUGAUCGGAACGACCCGAGCUUCCUGGCAGAAUAUACCUCUCCAGUUGUACGCUUCGACGACGGCACAUUUGUGAUGGACUCUUGGAAUAUCGCACACGAAAUCGAAAAGCGCUACCCGACUCCCUCUUUAGGCCUUGACGAACCAAUCGUCGUCCAAAUCAAAGAGUUCAUCUCCAAGCUGUUCGUUCCGUUGGCUGCAGAGAUUCUGCCCAAGAUUCCUCGAAACCUCCUGAGCGCACCCUCUGCCGAGUACUUUGAGCGUACUCGCGCGGCCAAGUUCGGCAUGAGCCUGACCCAGUUCGAGAAAGAGAAGGGUGGUGAUAAGGCCUGGGAGGCUGCCGAAGCGCCUGUCAAAGAGCUGGCUGGUAUCCUGAAGAAGAAUGGUGGUCCUUACUUCCUGGGCGAUAGAGUGACUUAUGCUGAUUUCAUUCUGGUGACGUUCUUGGAGUUCCUUAAGCGUAUCGGCGAUGGACUGUACGAGAAGUUCACUGCUUUCGAUCCGGCCUUCGAGAAGUUGUAUGAUGCUUCGAAGCAGUGGCUCAACAAGGAUGAUUGAGCAAUGAAUGUGUCGUGCAGGUAACAGACGUAGCAGCACAAAAGCAGCAAUAUAACGAAUUGAUGAUCACACAUACCCCAAGUUGUACUUCGUCAAAUCUGGUGUGUGCGGCUAUCUUUUUGACGAGCCCACCAGCUUCAGAGCAUUAAGCAGGACUUCACGAUCCGUUUGAAAGGUCAGUUUCUCAACGGCCUCGUCGCAUGAAAAGAACUCU
Molecule: messenger RNA, 1093 nt
Organism: Westerdykella ornata
Lineage: Eukaryota; Fungi; Ascomycota; Dothideomycetes; Pleosporales; Sporormiaceae
Exons: 5
Coding region: 151-879 (242 amino acids)
Source: RefSeq, a predicted model, not a curated record